Messenger RNA from Ilex paraguariensis (yerba mate), 714 nucleotides. The record is from the annotation of a GenBank genome assembly. NCBI's taxonomy places the organism in Eukaryota, Viridiplantae, Streptophyta, Magnoliopsida, Aquifoliales, Aquifoliaceae.
AUGGCAUCUAGGUGGAACAUUCAUUACAGCCGUCUCCCUGCCGAUGAAGACGAUGAUUAUGACGGUAGCGGUGGAAGACAAUACGAUCCUAAAUUUGACUAUACGCCAAGAAAAGUCCCACGGAAAUCCAUUGCGCUUGCAAAUUUCCUGCUCUUUCUCGGAUGUUUCCUCUCCUCAUUUCGAUAUUCAUCUACACAGGUCAUAUGGAAGGAGAUCGGCCACAAGCGUACGGCCAGUUACGGCUCCAGAAUCGAAUCACAGGCCGAAAGAAAAUAUGAGAUGAUAGACUUUGAAUUUUGGGAGGUCUUGUUUGAAUAUGCUACAAUUAGUGCAGUGGGACCUAUCCAUGGAUACCCUCGACGUCGAGAAGCAAAUCGUUUCCUCUCCUUUUAUACCGACGAUCCUUUCGACAACCGGUGGGAACUUAACGAUGAGCUCAUAUGUGGAACAUUCAUUACAGCCGUCUCCCUGCCGAUGAAGACGAUGAUUAUGACGGUAGUGGUGGAAGACAAUACGAUCCUAAAUUUGACUAUACGCCAAGAAAAGUCCCACGGAAAUCCAUUGCGCUUGCAAAUAUCCUGCUCUUUCUCGGAUGUUUCCUCUCCUCAUUUCGAUAUUCAUCUACACAGGUCAUAUGGAAGGAGAUCGGUCACAAGCGUACGGCCAGUUACGGCUCCAGAAUCGAAUCACAGGCCGAAAGAAAAUAAGAGAUGA